Molecule: messenger RNA, 1611 nt
Organism: Diversispora eburnea
Lineage: Eukaryota; Fungi; Glomeromycota; Glomeromycetes; Diversisporales; Diversisporaceae
Source: the annotation of a GenBank genome assembly
AUGCAAAGUAUGCAAAAAUUAUAUCAAAAACUUUUUUCUUUUCUUGAUUCACAAACUUUAUUCGCGACAACUAGAGUUGAUCGUGUUUGGUGUAUUAAUUCUAUACCAAUUUUAUGGCGUGAACCUUUUAUUACAAUUUCUUAUCAUGAACACCUUUACAAUUAUACCGAAAAAGCUUUACUCAUCGUUAAAAUAUAUUUAUCUUGUCUUCCCGAUGAAUCAAAAUCAAUUAUUAAGAAUUCCGGAAUAAAUAUACCUUAUCCAUUAGAUGGAACUCCUACUUUUAAUUAUUCUUCAUUUUUACAUAAUUUGAAUUAUUUAGUUUUAUCUAAUUCUUUAUAUGAUUUAAUAUCAUAUGAACCAAAUUCUUUACUUAGAAUUAAACCAUGUAAAAUAAUUAUACAAGAAUUACUUAAAUUCUUAAUAAGUAAUAGUUCGGGUCUGAGAUCUAUUGAUUUGACGAAUCCUUUAAUAUCCAAAGGUUCACCGAUGCCUCUUAAAUAUUUAGGAAAAUCUUUUAUGAAUAUAUUUAGUGUUCCUGGAGCAAAUACUUUUAUUUCAAAUUUACAAAGUUUUAGUUGUACAGGACAUUCACCACCUGAAUUGAUUUAUUCAAUAUCCGAGAUGGCAAAGAGAAUUCGUUCAUUGGGAUUACAAGAUUUACAAGACAAUGAUGGAAUAAUAGCGUUAAUUAAUGCCCAAAAAGAAUUAAAAUAUGUUAGAAUAGAUUCUUAUUAUCCUUCUGAUAUAUCUCAAAUUUAUUCAGCUUUAAAGAGUCAAUCAAAUUCACUUUGUAAAGUAUCAAUAAUUGGUCAUGAAAGAUUUCUUUUGGAUUUAUUUUGUCAAUGUCCAAAUUUAGAAGAAUUCAUAUUUAUUCAUGAUAGACCGGAAGAUAAAGAUUAUGAUGAUUUGGUUCAUCCCUUGGAAGGAAAAAUUCAAGUUCGUGAUAGACCUCGAUAUCGUCAACCAUCAAAUACUCGUACAAAUAUUUUAUCAGCUCAAGCUCAAUUACAUGCUUCAAUUCCAAUUUUAAAUUUAACGAAAUUACGUAAAAUGAAAAUUCACCAAAGAUUAUUUAGAACUGAACAUCGAUCCAUGUUAAUUCAAUUAAUUCAAAAAACUCAAGGAAGUUUACAAGAUAUUGAUUUUGAUUUCAUCGUUCCUUUGGAUCCUGGUUUCAGUAAACAAUUAUUUAUGACCAUUUGUAGUGAAUGUCCAAAUCUUCAAAGGCUAAAUAUUCAAAUUCAUAAUGAUUUAAUUACUCAGGUGACAAGAUUAUUUGAUAAUUGUGAAAAUUUAAUAGAAAUUCAUUUAUCCGGUUCUCAUGAUGAUACUCGGGAUAUUACUAAUACCAUCUUUAAGAUUGGUAAAUAUUUACCAAAAAAUUUACAAUUAUUUGAUUUGAAUUUACAAUUUUGGACAUAUUCUUUAAGUUCAGUGAAAAGUUUUUUAAGUCAAUGUUAUGAGAAAUUAAAUAGGAAACCACUCAUUUAUGUUAUUCAUAUUAGAUUCUUUAAACAAGAACUUAAAGAUUUACUUGAUCAAUAUGAAAAGAAGGGUGUAAUUGUGGUUAAAACUAGGAAAGUUGCUUAUGUUGAUUUAUUCUUUUAG